This is a messenger RNA of Porites lobata, 6471 nucleotides long. The record is from the annotation of a GenBank genome assembly. Lineage: Eukaryota; Metazoa; Cnidaria; Anthozoa; Scleractinia; Poritidae.
CCUCCGGGCUUUGGACCUCCCGGCCCCCCAGGACCACCCGGUCCUCCUGGUCCUCCUGGACCUCCAGGUCCACCAGGUUUCCCAGGAGGAGCUGUUGUAGGUCCUCCUGGACCGCCAGGCUUUCCUAAAGCGUGUCAAAAAGGUUUUUAUUUUUUAACUCGUCCCCUUUUCGCUCUUAGGAUGGGCUGGGAAUUACUCUCGUCGCUCUCGCUUGCUGAAGCAAGAUUAAGAAUAUGAACAGGCGAUCUGGCGUAAAUAUGGCCAAUACCGCGACGUUUACUUAGUCGCAAAUACUACUUGAUAACCUUAACAAAAAUUACAAGCAUGUGAUGAUAACUUCAGCAAAAGGUGGGGCACAAGAAAAACCGCCCCUUGGAAAAACAUACAAAAUUAGCCUGUCGGCGGGCUGGAGCUGGGGAAAAAAGUUUGGGUUAGAAGAUGGCGUUCCCGCGAAUGGCAAGAAGGCUGAAAUCAUAGUGCAUGCAGACUAAAUAGGGACAGUUAUCCCGCCUAUUUUAAUCUGAUUGGAGUCUCCAAGGAGAUAUGUCAUUUUCAGCCCCACCCAAACAACUGAGGAAUGAAAUGCGAAUAGCCAGGAAAAUGGCACGAUAUUAUCUGUGUUGCAUAUAAUGUUUGUUUUAUGAAAUUCCACAAAUUCUUCUGCGCUUCAUUUUUUAACGUUUUAGACGCUCGUCGGUUAUUGUUUAAUCUGUGUUAUUCCAGAUUUGCUAAUUUCGCAACAAAAAAGCCUUUUCUCACCUGGUUUCGGCCUUGUAGGUGUUGUUUUCACUCCCGGUUUGGCGGUUGUUGGUUUGGUAGAAGGCCCCCGGGGUGCUGGGGUUGUUGGUCCCCCUGGUCCUCCCGGACCUCCUGGUCCCCCAGGGCCACCUAAUUUUAGAAACAAUCAAGAUAAGAAGAUGAUGUAUAGGGUAUGAUAAACGCUGUAAAAAACGUUCAGCCAUAAUAUUGAUAACGUUUUAGCGUAUCCUGAUGAGGAGAAGCCAGAAGUGCAACAUAACGUUUUUAAACGAACUGGUUUACCUCUUAUCCAUACAUCUCUUUCAGAGAUACGGAUUUGGACUUGUUUAUAAAGCCUUCCUCUUUCCCUAGAUUAUUUCUGAAAUUCAACUUUGCGAGGUAAUACACACAAGAAGACACCUUUCAUUGUAAAAUUUAAGCCACUUUAACAACCGUUUUUGGUGGAGAAGUGUGUUGAAAUUUAGGUUUGUUACUUAAAUUUCACUAGAAUUUUCUGGCGGCCUUUCUCUGAAAAAUAUCCACGAAAAUGUCACCGCCUUUGAUGAACAGGAAUGUAAUAGAAACUAAUAACAAUUGCGCUUAGCAUAUUUGUAUAACAUCAAUGUUUUACAGCUGUAAGCAAUAAGUGAAGAGACCCUUAAAGUUUCCCUACCUGGUCCGCCAGGUCCGCCGGGUCCGCCCGGUCCUCCGGGACCCCCUGGCCCCCCAGGUCCCCCGGGACCUCCUGGGCCUCCUGGACCAUUAGGGCCUCCAGGACCACCAGGACCUCCUGGUCCCCCAGGAGUACCGGGGGAAUUGGUUGGUUUGGUUGGUUUGGUUGGCACACCAGGUUUAGCAGUUGUUGGUCCACCAGGACCCCCGGGUCCACCCGGGCCGCUUGGUCCACCUGGUCCUCCGGGUCCUCCAGGUCCCCCUGGUCCACCGGGAGAACCGGGUGCAUUUUUCGUUGGUGUCGUUGGUCUGGGAGGUACACCCGGUUUUGGUGUUGUUGGACCACCGGGGCCUCCAGGCCCUCCUGGACCAUUUGGUCCACCUGUGUUUUUAAGCAUUGAACGAUCAUGAGAUCUUUAAAUCAUAAAUCAGACCAGACAUUAAGUGACCUCUAAACUUCUACCGUUACUUAAUAAUAUUAAACUAAAUUCCCUAAUAUAUUUCUACGACCAUGUAAUUCUUCAAAUUCUUCUUUCGUUUGACAAGACACCCCUUCGAAGUUAAUUUCUUCAAAUCUUUUUUUUAAAAAAGCUGAGUCUGAAAAACCUGAGAAAGCUUUUGCUUGAUUGUUGUUUUCAGCUAUUCCUAAGACCUUUCCUAGCAAACUAUAAAUAAGGUUUGGAAACAGGGUGCCUAUGUUACUCACCCCAAAAAAUGGGGAAACGCUAGCCAUGACAAGCCAAGAAAACGAUCUAACAGUGUUCAAUGCAGGUUUGUUACUGUACGCCCGUUGAAAUUGUAUUAUUGCUCAACGAUUCUUGUAUAUGUCGUUAAACUUUGUAUUCUUUUGACUUUACUUCAGAAACAUGAUCUUUUCAGUUGUACGCAUUGCGCAUAUUCCAAAUCUACUUAAUCAGGCAGCACUACACAAUUCUAUUAUCUUUUUAAGGCCAGCCUUAUUUGGCGUGCAAUUCAAACAAAUUCACAAACCUGGUCCGCCAGGACCAUUUGGACCACCAGGUCCCCCAGGACCACCUGGACCCCCCGGACUUCCUGGCUUGCGAGUUGUCGGCUUCUUUGUGGGCACUCCUGGCACGGGCGUUUUGGGACCUCCUGGUCCACCAGGUCCACCUGGACCUCCUGGUCCUCCUGCUCCCCCUGGGCCUCCCGGACCACCAGGACCGCCUGGUGUACCUGGAGGCUUUGUUGGCUUCGUAGGUUUUGUUGUUGGAGGACCACCGGGGCCUCCUGGUCCUCCGGGCCCAUUAGGACCACCGGGUGUACCCGGAGGUUUAGUUGGCUUCGUAGGUUUUGUCGUUGGAGGACCGCCAGGACCACCCGGUCCUCCAGGACCACCAGGACCUCCCGGACCUAUAAUAAAUUGACAUUAAAUUCCAUUUAUUUCUGUGAACAUAGUUUGUCCGUUUUUAUUUCAGCUUCAGAUGCCAACAAUCUUUAAUUUUGAAUUGAUUAGAAAUAACAUGCUCUUUUACUAAUGGCUCAAGGGCGCUUAUUUUGUAUCUGUCACAUGUAAGUAUUGUACAGAACGCAAGUUGUAACUCUCGAUGCAGCUUUAAAAGAUUACCGUGGCUUCUUACAUUUAUGCACCGGAAAGAUUACGAGUGAGUUUAAGGACUCCUAACGUUUGGUAAAAAUAUCGUAUCACUAAGUACAAAAGUCAGUGGUUAAAACAAAUUUCAUUGCAACCGUUUUUUAAUUCUCCGCCUAUUCCAUUGUUACUCUGCUGUUUCAUAUACGAACAUCGUUUAACAGGAGGAAAUGCAUGAUUAACUCAGUUAACUGCUCCUUUAACCAAUGCUAUAUUCUAUGCUACUAACUCCUUUUGUAUAACCGUACAUACGAGUUCAAAUUAAUAACAUCUUAAACCGGAGAGCUGGUUCGAUAUUUUUACGGACCUUACAAAUUUAAAAUACACGGAAUAAACCACUUAUUCGGCAGACUAAUGCCAACAACAACAGAAAACAAACUGAAACAGCGAUUAUCGCUUAAAUAACAGAGUUAUAAGUUUCGAUUCCCAAAUUUCCGGCUAUAAGGACACUAAAUCCACGAGAAAGAGGUGAUGAAAAUUGCACAAGUAAAGGUAAUAAAUGAAAGUUAUAAAGGAACAAAUCUGUGUUGCAAUUAAGCGUUAAUAAUAAUGAUGAUGAUAAUGCUAAUGGUAGUGAUAAUGCUAAUGGUAAUGAUAAUGAUAAUGAUAAUGAUAAGAAUAAUAAUAACAACAAUAAUAAUAAUAAUAAUAAUAAAGAAAAAGGAGCAAACCUGCAGGGCCACCCGGGCCUCCAGGGCCGCUUGGACCACCAGGUCCUCCGGGACCCCCCGGUCCUCCCGGACCAUUGGGUUGUCCAGGUGGGUACCGAGUUGGUGUUGUUUUCUUCUCUGGCGCUCUCGGCGAUUUUGUUGUUGGCCCUCCCGGGCCACCGGGACCUCCUGGACCACCAGGGCCUCCUGGUCCCCCUGGUCCUCCUGGUCCACCAGGACCGCCGGGACCCCCUGGUCCUCCAGGUCCACCAGGGCCACCUGGACCUUUGGGGCCUCCUGGACCGCCUGGUGAUCCUGGCGUUUUCGUUGGUGUGGUGGGUGUUGUCUUUUCUCCUGGACGUGGUGUGGCUGGUCCACCUGGCCCUCCCGGCCCUCCCGGUCCUGCUGGCCCUCCUGGACCUCCAGGACCCCCUGGUCCACCAGGACCACCUGGCCCUGCCGGACCUCCGGGAAGUCCUGGUUUCUUGGUUGGCUUAGUAGGCUUGGUUGUUUUUCCAGGGACAGGUGUGGUGGGUCCACCAGGGCCACCGGGUCCUCCUGGCCCUCCAGGACCACCUGGUCCACCUGGGCCACCGGGUCCCAGGGCCUCCGGGACCUCCUGGUGUCCCUGGAGCCUUUUCAGUGGGUUUCGUGGGUCUAGUAGAUACACCUAUGAUAACAAUAUUUUGACAGUUCUUUGUUUUAUGACCUACAGCAUGUUGUGGAUGAAAGCUAUUAGAUACUGGUAAACACAGAUAUGACCUAAAGCCCCGUGCAAACGGACAUAACGUUGUUGGCAAUUAAAUCCCAGCAUUGCUGGAUGUUACAUGUAGCCUCUGUUUGCACACCCUGUUGCGUGUUGUUGGGAGUUGUUGCGACCGUUUGCACGUAGCUUAAAAGCAUGUGGGGGUGGGGGGGGGGGGGCUCUAACAAUUACCGCAAACAGUCUGCAUGCUCAGACGAAAAGACAGUAUUUUUCUUGGCUACUGACAGUCCUGAUUAGACUUAUCAUUGAAAGCGAAUCGAGAUUUGUCAUUAUUUCUUACCAUGGUGUACUCUAUGUUAUCUUCUGUCUUUGGUUGGAAGUUUACACACAUUUUGUAAAUUGCACGCAUAAUAAAUACUUUAUUUGUUAUGUAAGUUACAAUUGGCAGCCUUUACGACGACGGAAAAAAAAACAUCAAAAAAGCAAAUCAACCAAAAUAACAACUUUGCACGUGCAUCACACUUUUUGGUGCACUUCGUCGAUGUUCACCGCACAACUGCGACGUCAAACUUUCCUUUUAAUUGACCGAACAUUACCAUUAGUUUUUGCCCGUCUCUGCAAUUAUUCUUUCUCUGUAUCGCAUUGUGUCUAACUACUAGCGUACACAUGUCGAAACUACGAAAAAUGCACAAGCUGGCCGGAAAAAAUUGAUCGUGUUUCCCGUGUAAGAACCUAAAGUUGGUAGUCUCUUGGUGUUGCGGACGGCUGCGAUCACUAAAUGACGUAAUACAGAAGAUUAAAAAUGCAGUGAACAAUACCCACAUUACGAGACACCCAAUCUAAGCGCAAAACUUUAUUAUGCAUAUCUUCUAGGAGAUAUAUAACUCAACUGUACCUGGUCUUUUAGUUGUCGGUCCACCAGGUCCGCCUGGACCUCCAGGACCAGCUGGGCCCCCUGGGCCUCCCGGACCUCCAGGUCCCCCUGGCCCAUUGGGUGUCCCUGGACGCUUUGUAGGCUUUCCGGGUUUGGGAGUUGUCUUGGGACCGCCUGGUCCUCCUGGCCCGCCUGGACCUCCUGGGCCUCCUGGUCCCGCGGGUCCCCCUGGUCCACCCGGUCCAUUAGAGCCUCCCGGUCCACCGGGGCCCCCUGGGCCUCCAGGACCACCUGGUUUACCUAUGAAAGAAAAUCAACAAGGAUUAGAAAAAGAAUAUGACAGAAAGUACUACAAAAUAGGACAUUGAACUGCGUGGUUUUCAGGCUCCGUUUACACGGGUGCAGACAAAUUUUGAACGGAAAAAACGCCUUUCAUGUAAACGUGUAAUGGUGAACCGCGAAACCGUGUAAGUUUAUGAACGGCAAACUAUGCAAGUUUUUGACCUGAUCAGUAGGGGGUCAAAAUUUUUGACUGGUAGGGUUCCACUCUUACGCGGACUCGUGCAAACACCUGAACCCUGCAAGUUUUUGCACAGUUUGCGCGGUAAAAACUUACAGCCUAGUUACUCGCCUUUCAGUUUGAUAAAGAAAGCCAUUCCAAUGCUGACGCCGGCAAAAUUUUCACGGCUUCUACGGCAUUUACGGUUCUACGGGUCGCACAGGUAAGAAAUUAGUCUGUUCAAAAAUUUUUCCGGACCCAUGUAAACGGGGUCUACAGGUGAUACUAAAGGAGACGAUUCGCAACGACGAUUUUUAGCGCAACACAGCGUUGCAACAUUGUUGCAACAUUGUUUUGAAUGGUUACAACAUUGUUCCAACAUUGCAACGCUGUGUUGCGCUAAAAAUCGUCGUUGUGAAUCGUCCCGUGUAACAUCACUUUAAGAGAUAAAGAACGCUGGCGAUGUACAGAUUUUCCACUAAUAUAACAUGAUUAUUUACGUACAAAAUUGAGAGAUGUCUAUAAAUUUAGCUCAUACCUGGAGGCUGCUUUGUUGGUUUCGUUGGUUUACCAGACUUUGGUGUUAUUGGUCCACCUGGGCCUCCGGGACCACCUGGUCCCCCCGGUCCUCCAGGACCGCCGGGGCCUCCUGGUCCACCAGGACCUCCUGGUCCGCCUGGGCCUCCUGGACCUCCAGGGGAUCCGGGUCCUCCUGGCGUUCCU